This is a messenger RNA of Phoenix dactylifera (date palm), 2041 nucleotides long. NCBI's taxonomy places the organism in Eukaryota, Viridiplantae, Streptophyta, Magnoliopsida, Arecales, Arecaceae. The record is from RefSeq and is a predicted model, not a curated record.
UCCCCUCGGAGAAGCGUAGGUAGGCGAGCGGAGAAGAAUUUAAGAGUCCAGAAGGAUUCAAUAAAAAGAAAGCCUUCGAGGAGAGGAGAGGAGAGGAGAGGAGGGAAGAGAAGAGAGAGAGGGUGGAGUGAGCGGAGCGGGGGAUCGCCGGCGAUGAUGGAGCUGAACGUGACGGCUCCGCCGGCGGGAAGCCCGCCGCCGGGGAAAGAGCAGCAGGCGGCGGGGGUGGGGAUCCUGCUCCAGAUCUCGAUGCUGGUGCUUUCCUUCGUCCUCGGCCAUGUCCUCCGCCGCAAGAAGUUUUACUACCUCCCCGAGGCCAGUGGCUCUCUCCUAAUCGGUUUAAUUGUUGGUGUACUUGCUAACAUUUCAAAUACAGAAACCAGCAUCAGGACGUGGUUCAAUUUCCAUGAAGAAUUUUUCUUCCUCUUCUUAUUACCUCCGAUUAUAUUUCAAUCAGGGUUCAGCUUAGCACCAAAACCAUUCUUUUCAAAUUUUGGAGCCAUAGUCACGUUUGCAAUUUUAGGGACGUUUAUUGCAUCAAUUGUUACGGGGAUUUUAGUAUACCUUGGUGGACUAACAUUUCUCAUGUAUAGACUGCCAUUGGUGGAAUGCCUUAUGUUUGGUGCUCUUAUAUCAGCGACAGAUCCUGUCACUGUGUUAUCCAUAUUUCAGGAACUUGGCACUGAUAUGAACCUCUAUGCCUUGGUGUUUGGAGAGUCUGUUCUAAAUGAUGCAAUGGCGAUCUCCUUGUACAGGACAAUGUCAUCAGUAAGAAGUCAUGCUUCAUCAGGACAAAACUUUUUUAUGAUUAUUGUGAGAUUUCUUGAGACGUUUGUUGGUUCAUUGUCUUCAGGGGUUGGAGUUGGGUUCACAUCUGCUCUCCUCUUUAAGUAUGCCGGAUUGGACAUUGACAAUCUUCAGAAUUUGGAGUGCUGUCUGUUUGUCCUUUUCCCUUAUUUUUCCUACAUGCUAGCAGAGGGUCUUGGCCUGUCUGGAAUUGUUUCUAUAUUGUUCACUGGAAUUGUCAUGAAGCAUUAUACCUUCUCAAAUUUGUCAGAAAACUCUCAACGCUUUGCUACUGCUUUUUUCCACCUUAUAUCAUCAUUGGCUGAAACUUUUGUAUUUAUAUAUAUGGGUUUUGAUAUUGCUAUGGAACAACAUAGCUGGUCACACGUUGGAUUUAUCUUUUUCUCAAUUCUGUUCAUAGGAGUUGCAAGGGCGGCAAAUGUGUUUGGUUGUGCUUACUUGGUCAAUUUGGUUCGUCCAGCACAUCGCCAAAUACCCUCAAAAUACCAGAAGGCUCUUUGGUACAGUGGACUUAGAGGGGCUAUGGCUUUUGCUCUUGCUCUGCAAUCAAUCCAUGACCUUCCUGAAGGGCAUGGCCAAACAAUAUUCACAGCUACCACUGCGAUAGUUGUCCUGACGGUUCUAUUGAUUGGGGGCUCAACUGGCACCAUGCUUGAAGCUCUGGAAGUCGUAGGUGAUGAUUACGAUGGUCCAAUUGGAGAACAGAGCUACGAGGGAAACAAUGGCUAUGUUGCCCCAUCUUAUGAAGAGGGUACUUCAUCUGGGAGUAGGCUAAAGAUGAAACUCAAAGAGUUCCAUGAAAGCACUACAUCUUUCACUGCAUUGGAUAAAAAUUAUCUCACUCCAUUUUUCACGAGUCAAAAUGAUGAUGAAGAGGAUUUUGGUGAGCCAACCCAGGAUAAGCGAAGAGGGGGCUUCCGAGGGCAUGGGUAGGUGUCCGGAGUUAAACUGGUUAAUGCCCCUCCAGAGCCCAAUCAAAUUUCAUUGGCAGCUUCUACAAAUGACAGCUAAAUAGAUGUUUCUCACUUGCAAACUGAUGGAUGCAUUGAUAUUAUAAAUUUGCCAUACACAAUUUUUACAUGUGAUUCAAGGGAUAGAUUAUACACGACAGCAUGGUCGAUUACUGAGAUGAUCAAAUUCUAGAUAAGUAUGUAAAUAUCAGCUAUUAUAUAAAAGAAACGGAUGCCAGUAAUGUCCAUCUAAUUUCCAUAUGGGUUACUGGUCUUGGUGCAAA